GUGCCAAAGGACAGUGCCGCCGGGUGAGUGUGUUGUGUUGUGUCCCGCAGUUGUCCGCAAGCAUCUAGCCGGUCUGGACACACAACGGCAGACGACGACACGCGCACGCACACGACGCAGCCCCUUCCCACCAGGACCCACGGCUGCUCCUCCUGUGGUGGUUGUGUUUGGGUGACAGUUUUCCAUUCCCUUUUUCCCCCCCGAGUUUUCCGAAAUUGUUGAAGCGAGAGAGAGAUAGAGAGAGAGAGAGUGAGAGAGUGAGAAAGCGCAACCGAUCAAAUCAAACGUGUGGCAACGAUCAACGGCGCUGGGCGUGACCGACGAUCAACAAACGACCCCCGUUCCGCCCGUCCAGGAUAUGUUGCGGGUGGCUCGUGUGCAGGUGUGAGUGAGUGUGUGUAUCUCGAAGCAAACGAUAGUGCACGUGUGUGUGUGUGUGUGUGGUGACGAGGCAAUGGUGGCGAACCGACGGCUGCUGCUGGCGGGCGGGCUGCUCUGCCUGUUCGCCCUGCUGCUGGUGGUGGGCGAGGCGGACGGGUUCCGGCUGCGCGAGCACGGCCAGGAGGAGGGGCUCGCGGUGGUGAAGCGCAAGGUAGCGGGCCGCGGCAAGGGUGACGCACCGUGGUCGGCGGUGACGCGCAAACCCUGGCCAGUGAAGGACGAUGACGACGAGGAUGAGGAGGAUGAGGAGGACGAGGAGGAUGAGGAGGAAACGGAGGAGCAGGCCGCGAUCCGGCGAGCGACCCAGCAGCGGCUGCUCCGCGCCCGGCACGGGCUGAAGAGCCGCGACAAGCGCCCGGCGGCCAGCGAACGGAGGGAGACGGUGCGCGGUCGGGGAGAUGCCGCCGCCGCCGCCGCCGCCGACAACGACGACGACGACGAUGAGGAUGAAGUAGCCGAAGCCGAGCCGCGCUCUAUUUUUAACCUGUUCGGGUUGCUUGGCUCGAGGCAGCGCACCGGCAGCGAAGACGAGCGACGAACCGCCGACGGUGACGACGACGAUGACGAUGACGAGAAGGAGACGCGCCAGCACCCGAAGGAGAAGCAGCGGGAGACGGUGCGGACCGCCCGGAAGGGGCAGGAGCCGACCGACGAGGCGAGCUGGCUGGAAGGGUUGAAGCGCGCGCUCGAAACGGUGCUAAAGCCGGCGGCCGACGGCCAUGCGGCGCAGGAGGAAGCGUCGGACGGUGGGCUGCUGCGGUGGGUGCAGUCGUUCCGUGCCGAUGCCGCCCGGAAGGAGCAGGACAACCCGAUCAUCAACCUGCUCGCCAGCUGGCUCGCCUCGGCGGACGGCGGGGCCGACUCGCAGGAAGAGAUUCGCUUCCGGCCCAUCGGCUCGUACGCCGACGACGGUGAGGCGGACGCGGACGACGGCCACACCCGGCCCAAGCAGCGCGGCCGGCCCAGGACCGCGCCCGACUCGAAGCUGGUCCAGCUGCUCAACCACAGCCCGAUCGCGGCCCUCUUCCAUCCCGCCGAGCUGCCGGCCGAGCCGCCGGUCGAGGCGGGCCCGAAGCGCACCAAGCGGUCGGCCGCCGACGGGCCGGCCCGGGUCGUGAAGCAGCGCAUCGCCAUCUCGCCGGAGGACUUCGAGCAGCUGCUGCUGCGCGUGCCCUCCUUCGUGCCGGACUACACGCGGGUCCGGGGGGCCGAGUGCCGCCGGCAGGGCGAAAUCUUCGAGCGGCAGCUGCGCGGCAAGCGGCUCUGGGCGCUGCAGAUGAUCGAUGCGAGCGCGCGGCUCGCGUCCGGGCUGCUGCGCGGCAACGCCAACCAGCUCGGCGACUUCGACCUGUGCACCGGCAUCGCGACGCGCGUGCGGGUGCGCGAGGACGAGCUGGUGCGGCUGCGCGGCAAGUACUGUCUCGCGCACGUGGACGUGGUGGCGGAGGAUGCCGAGCUGCGCGUCCCGGUGCAUCUGCUCCAGGGCGGCGGGUUCGUCAAGAGCACGCUCAACGAUCCGGACCACUUCCUGCCCCGCUUCACCACGAUCAACUGGGGCAUCUGUUUGCCGGCCGCCUGCUCGUUCGAGGACGCGGGCAGCAUCGUGCAGCACUUCGUGCGGCCGUACAACUCCACCGGCAUCAAGCUGUUCCUCGAGCUGGAGGAGGCGAACUGUCACGUCCGCCAGGUGCGCACCUGGUCCCGGCUGCUCAAGGACCACUGGCAGCUGGUAGCCGUGUUUGGUUUCUACACGUUCGUGGCCGUGGUAACGCUGGUCGCGACACUCAACGACUACGAAAUCUUCAUCAAGAUUGAGCCACCGUCCGCGCAGGACUCGCCGCUCGAUCCGCCCGAGCGCCGCACGACGAACGCGUUCCACCAGACGCUGAUGGCGUUCUCGCUCAAGCAGACGCUGCCGCAGCUGUUCGGGGCGGCCGGCGGAGCGUCCGACGACCAUCUGCCCUGCCUGGACGGGCUGAAGGCGCUGGCCGGCGCUGCCCUCUUCCUAGCGCUGCGGCUCGUCCCGCUCGGCUACCAGCCGUUCACCAACCGGAACGAGUUCACCGACAGCUUCAACGCACCGUGGAGCGUCGCGGUCCGGCUGCUGAUGCUGUACGCGGACGUGUUUCUGGUGGUGAGCGGCUUCCUCGCCGCCUACCGCAUGGUGCGGGAGUACCGCGAGCGGGCCCGCGUCUCCUGGUUCAAGCGCAUCGCCGGCCGGUACCUCAGGCUGGUGUUCCCGCUCGUGCCGGUGCUGAUGUUCUACGCCUGGGUCUGGGAGCAUCUCGGCAGCGGACCGCAGUGGGGCGACGUGGUGACGAAGAACGCGAACCUCUGCAAGCACGGCUACCUCAGCAAUCUGCUCUUCAUGCACAACUGGUACCCGAUCGAGGAGACGUGCGCUCCGCACACCUUCCAGCUGGCGAUCGAGAUGCAGCUGAGCGUGCUGGCCCCCUUCCUGCUGGUGAUACUGGUGCGCAGCCCGUUCUACGGGACCGCCGCCUACGUCCUGCUGAGUGCGCUCUCGACCGCGAUCCGCUUUGCCGCGACGACCGAGGACCGGCUGGCCCCGUACGUGUUCCACGGCGUCCGGCUCACGCAGCUCUACCGCACGCUCAACCUGUCCUGCGCCGAGACGCUGCACCGCCUGACGCCCUACCUGGCCGGCUUUGGGCUCGGCUACCUGCUGCAGGAGGUGGGCCGGUCGCGCCCCGAGCGCGGCGUCCGGUACGCCGGCUGGCUCGGGGCCGCCGUCGCCCUGCUCUGGUGCGUCUGCUUCCCGCUCGACAUCGUGCGCAAGGACUUCCGGUACGAGCCGGCCGAUGCGGCCCAGUUUGCCGCGCUCGCACCGCUCUCCUGGUCGGUCGGCCUCUGCUGGACCAUCUACUACUGUCUGGCCGAGCCGGCCAGCCUGCUCAACCGGCUGCUCAGCUCCCGGCCGCUGGUCUGCCUCGGGCGGCUCACCUACUCGCUCACGCUCGUGCAGUUUCUCGUGUUCUUUUACUUCGCCGGCACGACGCGCGGCACGAGCGUGUUCAGCUUCGCCGGGUACGUGAACCGGGCGGAGGUGUGCAUUGCGCUCGGAGCGGCCCUCGCCCUCACGCUGCUGUUCGAUCUGCCCAUCCAGAACGUGAAGCGGCUGCUCGACCAGUACGGCGUGUUUGAAGGGCUGGAGGUGCGGCCCCCGGUGCAACCGCAGCAGCAGCCGGAACCGGCGGUUGAGGACGAGCCGGUGGCGGAGGCGGAGCCCGAGAAGAGUGAACCGACGGAGGGAGCGGCGUCGGAGGGAGCUGCACCGGAGCAAGCGGACUUUGUGAGCCCGUUCGACGACCAGGAGGAGGAAGAUGAGGGCCUCUGGCUGCGCAAGCGUGCGGCAGCGCCGGUGGAGCAGCCGACCGCUCCGGAGGAGGACUUCUGGGCGCAGAGCUCCGAGCCGGAGGUGCAGCAGGAGGCAGCUCCGAAGGAGAGCGUUGCGGAGCCCGAAUCACCGUUAGCGACGAACCCGCCCGACCAGGAGGAAGAGCCUGAGCAGGAAGAGGAGGAGGAAGAGGAGGAAGAAGAGGAAGAGGAAGAAGAGGAGGAGGAGGAGGAGGAGAUCGACGAGGAGAAGGAGGUGAAGCGACGCCCCGCCACCAACGGGGCCAGCUGGUCCCGCCUGUAGCACCACAGCAGCGCCGCGACGACGCCAACGCAAUGUAAAGAACGAACUUUAUUUAACUAAAAGACAACGACAACCGUUCAA
Anopheles merus is the source of this 4183-nucleotide messenger RNA. RefSeq lists its product as uncharacterized. Lineage: Eukaryota; Metazoa; Arthropoda; Insecta; Diptera; Culicidae. The transcript has 5 exons. The record is from RefSeq and is a predicted model, not a curated record. The coding region runs from base 455 to 4102 and encodes 1215 amino acids. Gene Ontology annotation, molecular function: acyltransferase activity, transferring groups other than amino-acyl groups.